This is a messenger RNA of Phragmites australis (common reed), 2838 nucleotides long. Its product is annotated as pentatricopeptide repeat-containing protein At3g20730-like. The record is from RefSeq and is a predicted model, not a curated record. The transcript is spliced from 5 exons. Gene Ontology annotation, biological process: RNA modification. Bases 253 to 1929 code for a protein of 558 amino acids. Gene Ontology annotation, molecular function: protein binding; RNA binding. NCBI's taxonomy places the organism in Eukaryota, Viridiplantae, Streptophyta, Magnoliopsida, Poales, Poaceae.
CCUGGUUGAGUUGUGAUGUUGAUUGCUCGGCUGCAAUAUUGCCUGGUUGGCUGGUUUCAGUUUGGCUGCAAGACGCUCAAUAUUUCACCCAGCUUGUCGUCAAAACCAGCCUGAACGACCGAACGGCGAACGCCGUCGUCUACCUCGCAGCGGCAACCUUCUCCCGCUACCCUCCCACGGUGCUUCUUCCUGCACGACCUCAGCACCGGUAGGAUGCGAUAGACCCGUCGGUAUCAAAGAACGCGCGCACCAAUGAGCCUUGUCAAUGGCCCGAAAUCCGCCGCCGCCCUCUACUCCUCUCUGCUCCAGAGCUGCAUCGGCUCCAACGCCUUCCGGCAAGGAAAAUCCAUCCACCACAGGAUCGUAGCAUCCUCCUUGCCUCCGGACCUCCACCUGAGCACCAAGCUCGUCAUCUUCUACGCCCGCUUCGGCGACGUCGCGUCUGCAGGCAAGGUGUUCGACGGGAUGCCGCACAGGAGCGUCGUGUCCUGGACGGCCAUGGUCUCCGGGUACGCCAAGAACGGGCGCCCGCAGGAGGCGCUGGAGCUGUUCGCGCUCAUGCUCCGGUCCGGCGCCCGGCCGAACCAGUUCACGUUCGGGAGCGCGGCGAGCGCGUGCGCCGGCGCCGGAUGCGCGAGGAUCGGGGAGCAGGUGCACGGGUGCGCGGCGAAAGGCAGGUUCGCGGGGGACAUGUUCGUGCAGAGCGCGCUCAUGGACAUGCAUCUGAGGUGCGGGUCGGUGGCCGAUGCGAGGCGGCUGUUUGCGGCGAUGGAGAGGAAGGAUGUGGUGUCUUGGAAUGCCUUGCUUAGGGGGUUUGUGGAGCGCGGGCAUUACAGUGAUGCGCUUGGAUUGUUUUCACCAUUGCUGAGAGACGCGAUGCUGCCUGACCAUUUUACAUUUGGAAGUGCUCUAAAAGCCUGUGGCGCAGUCAGUGUGCUUUCUAAUGUGGAGCUAAUUCACACUUGCAUCGUCAAGCUGGGUUAUUGGGACGAAAAGGUUGUUAUUGCAUCACUUAUCGAUUCUUAUGCAAAAUGCCGGAGCUUGAGCAGUGCAAGAGUGAUAUAUGACUCCAUGCUUGAACCAGACCUCGUGUCAUCUACUGCACUGAUCAGUGGAUACUCCAUGGAUAGAAACCACAGUGAAGAUGCAAUGAAUCUCUUUUGUAAGAUUCAUCAUAAGGAUUUAAAAAUCGAUGGUGUUCUGUUAAGCUCCUUGCUUGGCGUUUGUGCUAAUAUAGCAUCAAUAAAAUUUGGGACACAAAUUCAUGCUUAUAUGUGCAAGAAACAACCUAUGGGUGAUGUGGCAUUGGACAAUGCUCUAGUUGACAUGUAUGCAAAGGUAGGAGCAUUUUCAGAUGCCAGACGUGCUUUUGAUGAAAUGCCCUACCGAAACGUGAUUUCGUGGACUUCACUUAUUACUGCCUGUGCGCAAAAUGGUUUUGGAGAAGAUGCUGUGACCCUUUUUGAUAGGAUGGAGGAGGAUGGUGUAAAGCCAAAUGAUGUGACAUUCCUUUCUCUUCUAUCUGCAUGCAGCCAUUCUGGUCUGAUGAACAGAGGGAUGGAAUAUUUCACAACCAUGUUGGGCAAGUAUGGUAUUGAUCCAAGAGCCGAGCAUUACAGCUCUGCUAUUGACCUUCUUGCUCGUGGAGGUCAGUUAGAAGAUGCAUGGAGGCUUGUUCAGAAGACGAAUGCUGAACCCAACACAUCCAUGUACGGUGCAAUGCUUGGAGCUUGUAAAAUACAUGGAAACAUGCCUCUUGGAAAAACUGUGGCCAAGAAUCUUUUAAGUAUAGAUUCUGAGAGUUCUGUGAACUAUGCUGUGCUUGCAAACUUGUAUGCAGAAUCAUGUUUAUGGGAGGAUGCUCAGAGGACAAGGAAAUUAUUGGUGGAAACAUCCAAAGGAAAAGAAGCUGGUUGCAGUGUCAUUUGAAGAUAAUUUAUGGUCUAUGGGGACAAAUUUUCCUCUUCACAAAGUUUCUUCUGAAGAUAGGUUAUUAUAUGUGCAGACAAAUUUUCCUCUGCAGAAAAUUCAGGUGAUGGUCACUUGCCUCUUAUUAGAUGAGUCUGAAAUCUGAAACAAUUUUGGACUACAUGCCAGGUGAACUUCAGAGGUCCAACAUACAUGAGCCUCCACAGCUUUAAAAACCCCUAACGAAUUAUGAAUACUUUGCUAUUUCAGUUAAACAGUGGACAGCUAAUGACUUAUCAGCAGCCAUCAUGUUGCUCCAUGGGUUGCGAUGGUUCUGUUCUGCUGAAUGGCUCACCAGGACACCAUCUGAAAAGGAAUAGAAACCUAACCUCAGCCUGCGAGGCUUCUGCACAAUUGAUGGUUCGAGGCAAAGCUGGAGCAAGCUUGCCCUUGCCCUGGAUUGAUGUCCAGUGCUUAUUCCAAGAUCUGGUGCCAAGGGAUGCUGUUAUCAUGGAAACUGGCGGGGAUUGGCUGAUUCGGGCUGACAGUGGUGCAAAGGUGUAAGACUACCCAGUUUGACUGUCUGAUGGGGUGGCCUGCAGGUGCUCUGGCGUCGUCGGACAGCGCUGCCUGCAUUCGAAAAGAUGGCGGCCUUUGUGCCGGUACUCCGACCUGCUGAAGAUGGAUCUCUGUAUUUCUGCUCUCGAGAAGAUUAAUUGGGAGGCUCCAGGACUGACCUGGAGGGCGCGAGAUCGACCACAACGGACUUCGCUUCAUGCUGAACAACGACCCUUUUGUAAUAGGAUAGGCUUCCGGUUGAGUUACCGUUCUGCGUUCAUGUAUUCAGGCUGGUUCCAUUACCUUGGAGUUAGUACUGUUGCUGGUGGUGGUAGUACGUCGGUGCUUACUGCAAUGCAUGGAGCGUUUCUA